AUGGACAAACCCAAAUUUAAAGUCAUCAUUGUUGGGGGGUCCAUUUCUGGGUUGACCUUGGCGCAUUGCCUGGCAAAAGCGAACAUUGACCAUGUCAUCCUUGAGAAACGAGCUGAGAUAGCUCCCCAGGAAGGUGCCUUCAUUGGGAUCUGGCCAAAUGGAGCUCGAAUCCUACAGCAACUUGGAGUUUACGCCAGCCUUGAAGCGCUCACCGCACCACUGACGCGGAUGCACAUUUCCUUCCCGGAUGGAUUUUCAUUCAGCAGUUUGCUGCCCAAGAAGGUCCAUGAAAGGUUUCAUCAAAUACUAUUUUACACAGAAAAUGACAGUUCUGACCUCGUGUAUCACAGAUUUGGUUACCCUAUAGUUUCCCUGGAUCGCCAAAAGGUUCUGGAAAUAUUGCUCAAAAAGUACCCUGCCACUUCGAAUGUGAUGACCGACAAGCGUGUGUCGGAAGUACGUCUUGGGGUCAACAGCGUCAGUGUAUUGACAGAUGAUGGGGAUGUAUUCGAGGGCGAUCUUAUUGUGGGUGCAGAUGGCGUCCACAGUCGUACACGGUCAGAGAUGUGGCGGUUGGCUGAUUCUAUGGAUCCUGGGUACAUCUCCCAAAAGGAAAAGAAAGGUCUUGUGGUUGAAUAUAAGUGCGUGUUCGGGAUAUCGAAGUCGAUACCCGGCCUUGAAACUGGAGAGCAUAUAAAUAGAUACGGAGAUAAAUUCUCUGUGAUAACCUUCCAUGGCAAGGAUGGACGAGUGUUCUGGUUUAUUAUCCAGAAGCUUGAUCAGGCUCAUGUCUAUCCAAAUGUCCCUCGGUAUUCGCCCGACGACGCAGCCAAUCUUUGCGGCAAGUUGGCUGAUGUUCCCAUCCUGGGGGAUAUCUGUGUUGGAGAUCUCUGGGACAAUCGAGUUGUUGUAUCUAUGACUGCACUGGAGGAAGGAAUCCUAGAUACGUGGCAUUUUAAUCGCAUAGUCCUUCUUGGGGACAGUGUGCACAAGAUGACGCCAAACAUUGGACAAGGUGCCAACACAGCUAUUGAGGAUGCUGCUGCUCUAGCCUCACUGAUUCAUCGACUUGUCCAUGUGGAUGGUAUUUCCAGCAUCUCCGACUUCCACGUUGAAUCAAUCCUUCGACAGUAUCGAAGCCUGCGAUACGACCCUGCAAAGAGCACGUACGAGCGAUCUAGGUUUGGAGCUCGUUUUCAUACGCGGGAUAACUGGGCCAAGGCUUUCAUCGGUCGUUAUGUCUUUCCUUUUAUAGGUGGUCUGGUAGAACGUGGAACUGCGAAUGUUCUGGCCCGCGGGGAGAUGAUUGAUUUCCUUCCAUUCCCCGAACGAUCUGGGCCGGGUUGGAUUCAAAAGUGCCCCAAGGGACAGAAGAACCCACUGUUACGUUGGAGACUUCUUUGGAUUUUCCCUCUCACUUUAUGCUGGGCUUUCUUGUGGCUUCGACCGUACCAAGCGUGA
Messenger RNA from Penicillium robsamsonii, 1461 nucleotides. Its product is annotated as FAD-dependent oxidoreductase. Lineage: Eukaryota; Fungi; Ascomycota; Eurotiomycetes; Eurotiales; Aspergillaceae. The record is from RefSeq and is a predicted model, not a curated record. The coding region runs from base 1 to 1461 and encodes 486 amino acids. The transcript is spliced from 3 exons. Gene Ontology annotation, molecular function: FAD binding.